Molecule: messenger RNA, 1604 nt
Organism: Aspergillus heteromorphus CBS 117.55
Lineage: Eukaryota; Fungi; Ascomycota; Eurotiomycetes; Eurotiales; Aspergillaceae
Product: fructose-bisphosphate aldolase FBA1
Exons: 4
Coding region: 409-1491 (360 amino acids)
Biological process (GO): gluconeogenesis; glycolytic process
Cellular component (GO): cytosol
Molecular function (GO): zinc ion binding; fructose-bisphosphate aldolase activity
Source: RefSeq, a predicted model, not a curated record
CUCCCAUCGUCAUUCCUCGUCCUAGCUCACUACCCUGCCCCGUGGAACCCCUCCGACCGUCCACCAGUCCACUGAUUUCAUCCUGAACACAUCAUUCCCCACCACCCGGUGAGUCCUUUCGAGCAACCUCAGGCCCUGCUGCCCCUCCAUCUCCCCCUCUCCAACCCUCCUAGCGAGUCGCUGCCCCUCCUUCCCGUGCCCCGUGCCCGUCAUUCCAAUCUGCAGCUCCGUAUUCGUCGCUCGGUAAAGCUCUUAGUCCUCUGCUGGCAGAAUUUAUUACUUGCUACCCCCUCGCUCCCCCUCUGCUCCUCCUCUCUCCUCUUCUCCUCCUCCUCCUCCAUCUACCCACGCAAUUCAAUUACUCAUCUCUUCCCCCUCCCACAGUCCUCACUUCCAACUACAGCCACCAUGGGUGUCCUCGAGAAGCUCUCCCGCAAGUCCGGUGUCAUCGUCGGCGAUGACGUCCUCCGUCUCUUCGAGUACGCUAAGGAGAAGCAGUUCGCUAUCCCCGCCAUUAACGUGACCUCCUCCUCCACUGUUAUCGCUUCCCUCGAGGCUGCUCGUGACCAGAACUGCCCCGUCGUUCUGCAGCUGUCCAACGGUGGUGCUGCCUACUUCGCUGGCAAGGGUGUCAGCAACGAGGGCCAGAAGGCCUCCAUUGCCGGUGGCAUUGCCGCUGCCCACUACAUCCGCAGCAUUGCCCCCGCCUACGGUAUCCCCGUUGUCCUCCACACCGACCACUGCGCCAAGAAGCUCCUGCCCUGGCUCGAUGGUCUGCUCGACGAGGAUGAGCGCUACUUCAAGCUCCACGGCGAGCCCCUCUUCUCCAGCCACAUGAUCGACCUGUCUGAGGAGGAAGUCGAGUACAACAUCAACACCACCGCCGCCUACCUCAAGCGUGCUGCCCCCAUGAAGCAGUGGCUCGAGAUGGAAAUCGGUAUCACCGGUGGUGAGGAGGACGGUGUCAACAACGAGGACGUUGACAACAACUCCCUGUACACCCAGCCCGAGGACAUCCUCGCCAUCCACAACGCCCUCUCCGCCGUCAGCCCCUACUUCUCCAUUGCCGCUGGUUUCGGUAAUGUGCACGGUGUCUACAAGCCCGGCAACGUCCGUCUCCACCCCGAGCUCCUCUCCAAGCACCAGGCCUACGUCAAGGAGCAGACCAAGUCCUCCCUCGACAAGCCCGUCUUCUUCGUCUUCCACGGUGGCUCUGGCUCCUCCAAGGCCGAGUACAAGGAGGCCAUUAGCUACGGUGUCGUCAAGGUCAACGUCGACACCGACAUGCAGUUCGCCUACCUGUCCGGUAUCCGUGACUUCGUCCUGACCAAGAAGGACUACCUCCUCACCCCCGUCGGCAACCCCGAUGGCGAGGACAAGCCCAACAAGAAGUACUUCGACCCCCGCGUCUGGGUUCGCGAGGGUGAGAAGACCAUGAGCAAGCGUGUCCAGGAAGCCCUGGAGGACUUCAACACUGCUGGCCAGCUGUAAAGGGUCUUUUGACGUUUAACCUGAAUUGAUGUGUCUUCGGAAUAUGACGAAACCAGAUACCAGUACAUAAAAUGACCAAUCUAAGAACGGCAAAAAAUAAAAUUUUGUUUGAC